ACCCGGGGAGGAACAGUUCCCUCUUACGCGUCGCCCAUUCGAAACUGGUCGCAAGCUCUCGUCCAUUGAUCGCUACAGUCGCCGGAAAAGUAACGAUCGCACUUCCUGUUCGGAGUGAGAGAAAUAUUACGCGCCUGAUUCCCCCGUGACAUAUUUUUGGAAUUUUGAGGCUUUUUGUUACAAAAGUUACCGAGAACAAUUACGGAGAUUAGACUGUUGAAAAGAUUCGGAAAAUGCGGUUUUCCCGGAAAAGUAACGAUCGCACUUUUGCUAUAUCUUGUUCGGAGUGAGAAAAAUAUUACGCGCCUGAUUCCCCCGUGACAUAUUUUCGGAAUUUUGAAGCUUUUUGUUAUAAAAGUUACGGAGAACAAUUACGGAGAUUAGACUGUUGAAAAGAUUCGGAAAAUGCGGUUUUCCCGGAAAAGUAACGAUCGCAGUUUUGAUGCACCUUGUUCGGAGUGAAACAAAUCUUACCCGCCUGAUUCCCCCUGACAUAUUUUUGGAAUUUUGGAAGCUUUUUGUCGUAAAAAUUAUGGAAAAUAACAGAGAUUAGACUAUUGAAAGAGUCAGAAAACGCGAUUUUUUUGCGGAAACGUAACGGUCGAAAUUUGACCGUAUCCUGAUUGGAGUGAAAACAAAUCUUAAGCGCGUGAUUCGCCCGUAGCGAAUCUUGUGUUUUGAAUGUUAUUAAAGUUACCGAAAACAAUUACAGAGAUUAGAUCGUUAAAAAGAGUAGAAACUCUCGUGCGCAGUGACGGAAUUUGAUCAAGGAUUUCAGAGGAUUAAUGUAUUUGGAUAACGCUUCGAUUAAAUGAUUAGUUUUGACAAAGUCUUUGAAUAUUUCUUCAAAAUUUAAAAAUAAACGAAAUCACUUAAAAUUUAGUGUUUUGAACCUACUCGAAGCCUAAAAAAGUGUCGUAGAAGCUGACAAAUUAUCUUUCGCGCUUUGUGAAGUCACAAUUUCUUGCACAGAUCCCGCGGUAAACUUCAUUGUGGUGUUUACUGCAUCAGUGCAUCAAAGUUCGAUGAUCGAGAGUGCGCGAUGAAAUUUUCACCUUGAUUCUACUUAACUAAAAAAGCGGACAAAUCUAUCGCUCUCUUUAAUUUUUCGAGGGAUUUUUCACCAACAGCAGCAGAUACACCCGUUGAAUGUUGGAAAAACUGUAUACGAUUGAGUGAAAAUAUAGUUUUUCGAAAGAAGUUUCAUUUAUUUGUGUUCAUUUACGGUUCAUACGUAGUUUGCAUAUUCUGUAAUUUUACGUACUUUGUUGCUCUAGACAGUGCUUAAAUGUUCGAAAAAAUUUCAAGGCACAGAACACGCCGGAUUAUAACGCAGGAAGUGAUUAAAAGUGAGAUUUCGUGUGACAGUGAUGCUGCUGUUUAAAGGAGACGCCACAAUGAAACAUUUUGGAGCUCUCAUACUCAUGCAACUUACUCAGAUGGUACAUCUCCUAGACUUGGAUGAUCCAGAGGUCGGAUCGAUAGUGAAAGGGAUCGAAGACAGAGUGUACAUCUGUCCUCCAAAAUUCGUGCGGCAAGGAAAUAGCUGCUAUUAUAUCAGUACCGAUAAUGCAACCUGGCAUGAUGCCCACUUCAAGUGCCAAUCGAUGUCCAAGAAAAAGAAAAUCACCCUUGCUGUUCUUGAAACCAAGAAAGAAGACCGGAAUUUGAAGCAGUUCUUGAAGUCACCUCCUGAACGGGAUCGAUGGAUAGGGGGAAUAUUCAACUGGAAGCAAAAGCAAUGGCUUUGGGGCCCAACCGGCGCGGUUGUUAAAUAUAACAGGAAAUUUCUGACCCGAGCUAGAAGGAGGCAGAAAGACUAUUUCUUUCAUUGUAUUGUUCUAAAUGCAAAACGAAAAUACAAUUGGAAGGCUGAGAAAUGUUUGAGGGAAAGACGCUAUAUUUGUGAAACAAAACUUGAGGUACGAAAAGAUCCAAAAAUACAACGAGAGUACCAACUUUCCAAAAAUGAAAUUAUACAGGCGUAAUAAACAGAAUAUGUAAAAUUGUACAGUACCUAAGCCUCGCUAGCAAAAUAAAUAAAAAAAAUUGAUCCCUUCAA
This is a messenger RNA of Bemisia tabaci, 2062 nucleotides long. RefSeq names its product natural killer cells antigen CD94. NCBI's taxonomy places the organism in Eukaryota, Metazoa, Arthropoda, Insecta, Hemiptera, Aleyrodidae. Gene Ontology annotation, molecular function: transmembrane signaling receptor activity. Gene Ontology annotation, cellular component: plasma membrane. The record is from RefSeq and is a predicted model, not a curated record.